GUCGUACUUGGAGGAUACCCCAGGAUCGUAUAUAUGGUUUGUACAAGCAAGUGUUCUUAGUGUUUAUCAUGUCAGCUCCUGUUAAGAUGGGAUUUCACUUCGUGCAUAUUUCGUCUGUCCGCCCUGGUUCCGAGCGUUUGUCACUGUUUUCUCUUCUUCUUUUUCUCGAGUUCUGUUGCCAGAGAUGAAAUGAAGCUGCGCGUGGCGUACGUAUGGUUUUGCUCGCGUUCACUUCAUUUCUGUGGUGAAGUGAGGUCAACGUCAUGUCGAUGCCGUGCCUUCCUCUUUCACCGCAGCAUGUCCAGGCGCCGCCUCACGCGGUUCGUUUGCCGGCGACUCACCUCUUUCAAUCGCUGUCCACGUCUCUCACACACAUCCAAAACCUUGUCAGCAUACCGGAUUGCGUUGCUCUUCGAUCGCCCGCCGCGUUCGCCACAGCAAACUACCUCGCAUGCUACGUUGGCCAUGGCCAUGGGAGGCACUAACACGUCGUCAAAACGACCAGCGGUUUGGAUUGGCGGCCGUCGUCGACUGAGCCGCCGUUCGGGACUACCCCGUUCAAAUACCGCGCCUAUGCUCGGCCCAAAGGCAGCGACAGCGAGUUUGGUGAGCAGCGUAGCAACUGAUCUUGGAUCGAGCCCACGCGCGUCGGAAGAGUCCAAUAUGAGGUUCUUUUCACCGGGAAAGGCGAACGUGAAGGACUCUAGCAACAACCAGAGAAUUAUUCACAGGGCUGCGGCUUCGCCUGCGAGUUCACCGGCUGGCAUAUCCAGAAAUUCACCUGCGCUUGCGAGCCCCCGCCAUCAAGCCCCCCGUACGCCAGGUAGUCCUCCUCAGUACAACCCUUUCAGGGACUCACCUACAACCAUGCCUGUGGUCAGCUCGCCUCUUCCUCCUACAACGCCCAGCAAGGCAGCCCAGUUUCUUGGGAUCGAAGUCGAUGUGUUCUCUCAAGGGCAAGGAAGUAUACGGAGAGAUCCCUUCCUGCAAGAUGGCAUAUUUGACAGCCGUCCGGAUGUGUCGAGCAGACUGCCAAAGUUCAGAGAAGAGGAUAUGGAGUGCGAUGCUCCAAAGGCGAAGAGGAGAUGGGGAGGUAGCACCAGCAAAGCUAUGCGCGUACUGGGCAAUCUGCCUUCGUUUGGCUCGGGCAUCCCGAAGCGUACGCCACACCACAACUUUGCAGCAGCCGGACCGCUUUCUCCAGAUGAAGAUCUACAUCUUGGAUAUGCCAGUGAUAGCGAUCUUCACAUGCGCUCUCGCCAGGUUCCGCCGCCUUCACGCCCGGUUUCAGUGUCGCCGCGACGCCGCAGGCGCAAGAGAGGUCCCAAGUCGCUAGACAGGAUGUCGCCGAUCACAGAGGCUUCGUUCGACGAGCUCCGAACAAUCUAUAACCAUGAAGAAGAUGACGAAACGGAACUUGAGGCUAUAUCCGAGUAUGAGAGCGACUAUCCUCCUCGGAGUGCUUCCAUGAUGCCCCGGUCACACACUGAGUUAUUUCUCGACUUGUCCGAUACAUACGAACUUGAGGAAUACGACCUUUCUCCAACGGACGAUGUUAUCGAAGAGGAACCGGAGGAAGAGGAGGGAUAUAACAUGCAUCCUGGUACAAAGGUAGACCUUAGCUAUAUGGAGUGGCAGGAACCUGCAAACUUGCAAGUGCGGAGUCCCUUACAAGCAGUUGAAGAUCGCCUACUGAACGCCACUGAGGAUAUACGACGCAAAGCAAGUCAGGCUGCGCUGUGUAAGCUUGAUGCAGCUAAGUUGCGGCUGAACACAGAAAACUCUGUGCUGAAAGAACAGCAUAAGAAGAUGAAGAGGGGGUUUUCGUCGAUGAAACUUCGGGUUAUGGCUCAAGAACAAUCCGAUGUUGACUUUGCAGAAGAAGCUGACAACGAAGACGAUAUGAUGUCCAUAGGUAGCAGCAUCGACCUUGACGAAGAGCCCACUGUGCAGGUGGCGCAGGUAUCGACCUCCACUAGAAUCACUCCGGGUGUUGUCAAGCGUGUGGACAUACCGGCUCGUAAAAGCAAUGUGCUUCUCGUCGAUGCUGAGACCUCUGGAGCGGUCAAGGAUGUUGCUUUCGUCGAAGUCAACGGCAAGGAGAGCGGGCGUGAGGAUCUCAAACCCGAUAUCAACGACAAUUAUCCAGCACACUACGACCGCACUGCACGGGAAAAGAAGGCAAAGAUGCCACGCGACGAAUCGCAAGUGCUGGUCCACAAAUGGAUCGACGCCCAAAACCCCGACGAGCAACGCCCUCUCUCCGAGCGCAUCGACCACGACGUCCUCGCCGACCAGCAGAUCCCUCCCGCGCCCUUCCCGAAAGAAAACUGCCCGUUUCCCUCGCCACCCAAGAAGCGCCUUCUAAUCCCCUUACCCCCGUCGAAGAAGCUUCCAAAGCACACCUGUCUCAACAAUGGCCACAUCUUCCACCCCAUCGAUCUGGAGCACGUCCCGGACCGAGUGGUCAUCAACAGUCUGGAAGUUAGACCGUACUUGCAGACCAACUACGGAGUUAGGCAGCAUGUUCACGUCCCCGUGUUCUGUAAUAGGUGCGGAGAGGAUGUCGAGGAGGAGAUGUGGGAGUGCGAGAUUGCGGUUUGCAGGAUGACGGUGUGUAAGGCGUGUGCGGAGGAUAUGGAGGAAGAGUGGCAGGAGAGAGCUAUUGGGUCGUGGGCGCACUAGAUGGUGUUAAUAUCGUGUUCGUGGGCGGGCGACGUGCGGGAUGGAGGUGGAGAGAAGGUUCGUGAUGGGCUGGGGUAAUGGUGGAUGAUGUAUGAUGUAUGACACGACGAUAUGCGUUUAUUUUCGAGCGCAUGCGCUCAUAUGUAUUCUGAGGUUUUGAGAUGAGAUUGGCGACUUGGUGUAUAGCAGAUACUCAUAUUCACUACUGGGAAAGCCUGUCCAUCAAUAUGAAUAUGAGAGUAAAAAGAAUGCCAUCUACCUCU
Molecule: messenger RNA, 2948 nt
Organism: Dothidotthia symphoricarpi CBS 119687
Lineage: Eukaryota; Fungi; Ascomycota; Dothideomycetes; Pleosporales; Dothidotthiaceae
Exons: 3
Coding region: 190-2685 (831 amino acids)
Source: RefSeq, a predicted model, not a curated record